Molecule: messenger RNA, 738 nt
Organism: Cyphellophora attinorum
Lineage: Eukaryota; Fungi; Ascomycota; Eurotiomycetes; Chaetothyriales; Cyphellophoraceae
Exons: 4
Coding region: 1-738 (245 amino acids)
Cellular component (GO): membrane
Source: RefSeq, a predicted model, not a curated record
AUGGCACGACCAGCAUCUGGCAAUGACGCCGUAGACCGAACGAAGGCCUCUGCAAACGACGCGGCGAACAGGGCGAAGGAGGUCGCUAAUGAUGCAGCGAACAAGGCGGAUCGGGUCGCUAGGGAGAAUGGGAUCGCCAACCCUUCCGCCGUGUCCAUCGGACCAAUCUUCGCACCUCUCUACAUAGCCUUCAUCCCCCUCACAACCUACCUCUCCCGCACCGGCCUCAUCCGCGGAACUCUCAACCUAGCGCUCAACCUCAUCCCAGGCACGGCCCCGAACGCCGCCUCGUUGUCCACCGUAACCACCAACCCUCGCCCGCAUCCCCGCCCUAGCUGCCCUCUACACCUUCGCCACCUUCGGCGCCUCCGCGCCUUCUCCGCCGCCGGCCAAGCCAUGUCGCGCGCCGAGGGCCUCGACAACAACGAGCCCCGACGCCACACGCAGGAUAUGGAGGGGAUGCCGUAUCGGUUGCGGGCGGCGCAUCUGAAUCUGAUGGAGAACUUUCCGGGCUGGGCUGUGGCAGCGGCGCUGACGGCAAGUAUGGCGAGUGGGCUGGGGAGGGAGGAGCAGGAGGUCUUGACUGGGUUGUUGGGCUUUCAUGUGUUUUUGAAGCUUUUCAUCUAUUACCCAGCCUACCUCCUCAACUUCCCUCCGCCACGUACGCUGGCGCACGUUAUGGCGACGGCGAGCGUGAUUAAUGUUUGCUGGCGGAUCGCCAAGGGUGUUAGGAACUAG